Triticum aestivum (bread wheat) is the source of this 1994-nucleotide messenger RNA. RefSeq lists its product as uncharacterized. Bases 175 to 1344 code for a protein of 389 amino acids. Lineage: Eukaryota; Viridiplantae; Streptophyta; Magnoliopsida; Poales; Poaceae. Gene Ontology annotation, molecular function: protein binding. The record is from RefSeq and is a predicted model, not a curated record. The transcript has 2 exons.
CUGACGGACACGAGCGGGGCGGGGAAAAAAGACGGGCACGAGGGGGACGGAAAAAAAAAAGGGAACCAGCGACUUCGGCAGCCACCCACGGCGCCGGCGGGACGCCGGCGGCUCCAACGCACCAUCGUUCCUGGUCUCCACCGUCUUUGCACCUCUACAAGAGAGUUUGUCAUCAUGCACAGCCCCAGUAAACGGUUGAUUACCUCUAUGUCCAAACGCCUUGCUGUGUCCAAUCUCCAAGGCUGGGCAGACCUCCCAGAUGACCUGCUGCACUCAAUUGUUGCUCUCUUGGGCUCCUCCCUUGACCUUCUUGCCUUUGCUGCCACCUGCCGCCCUUGGCGUGCCGCUUUCUUCUCACACCCAUCCAAAUCUACCUUGUGCUUCUCAUGCCCCCCUGUCCUCAUCCGACAAAACCCCAUCCAACCUCCUAGCAAUGGUCAUGCCAAGCCACAAAGAUUUAACUUAGUUGAUCCAUCCAACACAGGCACCAACUAUCGCUGCCAGAUACGUGAAGAAAUUCUCCAGAAAUUUUAUUUUGCUGGUUCUUCCUAUGGUCAGCUCAUCUUCUUCCGCCACAGAUGUUGCCUUGUUGUUGAUGCAUUUAGUGGUGCAGAAGUUUCACCUCCAUGUCUCCCUGAGUUGAACCAUAAUGUUUUUGAGUCGUACUAUUGUAGCACUCUGACUGCUCCCCUUGCAUCACCCAACUCACGCCUCCUUGCCAGUACAAAAUCCUCCCUAUUUGACUGGCCAGUUGGAAGUGACUCUUGGUCUGAACUCAAGCUUUCCAAUGUGCAAGUACGGCAGAUUGUGGAAUUAAAUGGUCAGUUCAUUGCCAUGGAUGAUCAUAUGAAGAUCUACACUUUGCAGUUGGCGCCCCAGCUUGGCCUGCAAGACCUACCAAUAGAGUGGUGCGGCGGCAAGAUACCAAGCAUGGAUUCGAAACCAUUUCUAGUGGUCUGCCGCGACAUGCUUCUGAUGGUUUGCUAUUCUCUGGUAUCCCUAUUCCGGGGAUCAAGCUUCUGUACACUCCACCGCCUUGACAUGUCUACCAAUCCUGCAAAAUGGGUAGAGAUGAAGAAGCUGGACAAUUGGGCACUCUUCGUUGCAGCUGACAUCAGGACCCCACCAUUUUCUUGCGUUAACCCAGAACGGUGGGGAGGGAGAAGCAACUGCUUGUACUACACUCACCACUCUGAACCUUGGGGUGUGCGAUGGUUGGGCAAUGAGCCGGAUCUUUUGAAGGAUCCAUCCGCCAGUCGGGACCUUGUGUUCGGAAGAAAUAUGUGGCGUUACCCACAGAGCCUCUGGGUGUACCCCAGCAUGUUCUAUUCUGAUCGGAAGUGAUUGUUGUCGUGGGCAACUACAGCCUACCAGCUUCUUCUGAAAAUUGUCCCCUUCUCAACAGGGGCAAACACUUCUGCGGCUUGAUACAGGAUGCUCAUCAGCAUGAGUACUGCAACCUUUUGCAGUUACCUUUAUCUUCAGUUUCUCUAAACCUGGCAGCAGAUAUUAUAUGGCGGUACGAGUGCUUAGAACCUGUUAGGAGUACCCAAGCUUCUGCAGUUACUUUCAUCACUCAGUUCUUAGCCAUGCUUUUGAAAUUGCUAUUGGUUUCCGGUGCCGGAACUGACUCGGUUUGAGCGUUUUACCUGUUUGAAUGAGGUGAAGACAUUGCUCAUCUUGCAGGAUAACGAGUUGGCAACAUAGAACCGGCAUUGGAUCAUCAGGCAGCAUCUUUGCUUCUGCAUCAGUUUUUCUUGGGUUUGAGAACUGAAUGUUUUGUACGUAGUUAUUUCAUCUCUCAUGCUUUUGCAUCAACUUUUCUUGGGUUUGAGAGCUGAAUGUUUUGCUUCUGCAUCAGUUGUACACUCUGAGUAUGUAAGAAACAAAAUCUAGUGUACAAUCUCUGCUAGCCCCAGUCUGCGCGUACGCGUGUCGCGGCUGGGAGUAGUCGCUGGCUUCCCAAGCAAAGCAAGCAUCCUCCAUGGAAUUGU